AUGGCACUGGCGUCCUGUGUGCUGUCAGCCAGCACCAGCUUGCUGCCACUGCUCCGGGCCAAGGAUCUGCUAUGCGAGGAGCACACGGCUACGAGGGAGGAGAACUGCAUAAACACCACGGGCGGAGCAGAAACAAAACCAAGCCAUAACCUCAAACCUCUCCAAACCAUGAAAUAUCACAUAUUUAGCCAUCUGCAAAUAGCCAACGAGCUUUACACACUAUACGAAGUAGUGAAGAAGCACCCUGCCCUCCGCUCGCUGUCUCCAUGGGAGUUCUAUCAGGGAAGUCCCCGGGCGCAUCCUCUGCCCCGCUGGGCGCGUACUGGGCACCAGCGCCUCGGUCCUCGUCUCUUCACCUCACUUCGACCUUUUGGCGACCCAGCUAGGACCGAGGCUGGCGAGGCCCCUGCCCUUCUAGAGCCCUCCAGGUGCAACGCGUCUUACGGAGGCUUUGGGAAACACAGAGGGGGCUGGGCCUGCGCGGGCCACCCGGCCAAGCCCCGAGGAAGGCGCGGAGGCCCGGGGGCUCUGUCCUCGCCAAGCUCGGGGCGGGCCGCCGCGGCG
Messenger RNA from Chinchilla lanigera (long-tailed chinchilla), 564 nucleotides. RefSeq lists its product as uncharacterized. The record is from RefSeq and is a predicted model, not a curated record. NCBI's taxonomy places the organism in Eukaryota, Metazoa, Chordata, Mammalia, Rodentia, Chinchillidae.